AUGGACGCAGAGGAUCUUGUUGAAUCACAACCAUUAACGUUAGUGGAUCUCUUGAGCAAUACUCUCAUCUGGCGGCAGACGGCUCCCUACCUUUCGGCCGGAAGUGUUCUGGCAUUGUCUGCUACAGCACGGACAUUUCGACAUACCAUCUGCGAGUCACCAGAGACGUUCCGCCAUCUAAAUCUCACCUCGGUUAAGUCCGCUACUCUUGACUCCAGCCCCAUCGACAGUGGUGGCAUAUCAUGGCGUGCCGAGCGCAUGGACGAGUCUCUGACAGAGGAUGAUUUCUUCUCCGGCCCGUUGCGAGGUGUCUUCUCGAAGCUCGAACGUCAACACUUGCUUCAGAAUGUCAAAACACUGAUCCUGGACGGCCUCAGCGUACCAGCCGAGCUGGUUCGGGAGAUUAUCCUAGAGGACCGCUUCAAUGUCAAGAUUCUCAGCAUCCGAGAUGUCACUAACAUGAAUCAAAGGGGCCUGCAGUCAGUGCUACGCUACAUUGUAAGGCCCUCUGCUUCAAGGUUGCCCAAGCUGAAGGGACUGUAUCUGUUCGGUCGCAAGGACACCCCAGCAACACUCUCACAAAGAGCCCAAAGCAAAACUUCGGGACGUAUAUCGACUGGCGUCAUGUCGUCGGAGGGUGCUCAGAUUGGUGCCGAGUGGAAUUCGAGAUCUGAGGUAGCCCUAUCCGCGUCGCUCGGGCACGGCCAACCACUAGAUGACUGGUGGAAAACCAAGGGUGACGUCUGGAACACUCCAGGCAGCACCAAACAUACUCCUCCGCCUGACUGGGCCGACAUAUUGCUCGCGUGUCAAGGCAUCAUAGCCUUUGAUGCAGUCCUCUGUCGCGGUCCUCGCCAUGAUCCCAAUAGGACAACACCAGAGCGGCUACUACGGCCUGCCCUUGCGAACAUUGCUCUCGGCGCAAGAGGUUGUGAAUCGUGCGGUUCCUGUCCUGAACAGCCCGCAAUCUUUGGUCGAGAUGCGGACUUCAACUUUCCACUGUUGGCUCCUCCUCCGUUGCAUGCCAGCACGGUGAGAUCCGCACAGAGACCUAUUGUGCAAGGAGACGACGUGCCGCCUCUGAUCCUACGAUGCUUAGAUUGUCUUCGCGAACGGUGGUGCGAGAAAUGUAACAAGUGGUGGUGCGAGGAUUGUUAUCAAGAGCCGAUUCCAAGAGCAAAGCGACAGCAUCCUAACUCACCUGAGGGCGGCUUACAGGACAACAGCGGAUGGGUCUUGGAAGCUCUGAGCGCGACUUCUGCGGUAAAGGUAUAUUCUAAUCUUUGUGCAACUUGCCUUGUUGGUGAGAUGUUGCCCGUGGCCGAUGGCAUGUGGGGAUGA
Messenger RNA from Aureobasidium musti, 1341 nucleotides. NCBI's taxonomy places the organism in Eukaryota, Fungi, Ascomycota, Dothideomycetes, Dothideales, Saccotheciaceae. The record is from the annotation of a GenBank genome assembly.